AUGCCGUGGCAUAAUUCAAGUGGCUGGGACUAUGACUUGAACAAAUCCGACUCUUACGACCCUCUUCGGACACAGACGAACGUCAACGCAACAGCAACACCAUCUAUUUUCUACGAAUUACGCAAGCAGAGCCAGCACCGCAAGAGGAACAACAUGAUUACUCCAGAGACCUCGCCACGCUCUCAUAAGCGCCGCCGCUCGGAAGACGAACCAGAGCGCAAGCCGGUCGAUGAUCAAGGACUCGAGAAGGAGCGCAACGAAGAUAUGCCCGCCUUCGUCAAACGCAUCAAAGACAACAAGGGCGACAUGAUCCCAGUGUACAUCGAGAAGAAUGAGGAGCCAGUGUUUGUUCAACGCGCCUUCCUGUCUCGAAUCUCACCCAAGAUCAAGAAGAAGAUUGAGCAGAACAUGGGAGAAGAUGGAACACGCAACCUACACCUCGAAGCACCUGCACCCGUCGUCAAGCUCUUCCUCUUCUGGCUCUUUCACGAUCGCGUACCAUCCUUCAAAGACCUGUCCGACCUCACGCCACCCGACACAAGCGACUAUGAGACACGUGAGCAGUAUCAGAUCAUACUCAUCAAGGCAUGGGUGUGGGCCAACGACAAGGAGCUUCCAGCCAUGCAGAAUGCUAUCAUGCGCCACUUCUUCGACGAGAUUGACGUCCAAUUCUUAAGUGAGGACGUCUUGCAGGAAGGACUACUCAAGACUCGAGCCGGGAUGCGCAUGCGCAAGGCCCUCCUAGAGGAGCUCGUCUGGCUGGAAGACCAUACAAUUAUCGAAGAUGACGACGAUGACGAUGGCAACCUAUUGGAGCAUUUGAACGUCACCUAUGUGUAUGGCUUCGACCAAGACUGUGAGGAGGCCAUCGAAGCGUGCGAGAAAAGUUGCAAGAAGAGAGGCACUGCAGGUGACUAUCUUGUCAAAGAGGCAUGA
Fulvia fulva is the source of this 936-nucleotide messenger RNA. RefSeq lists its product as uncharacterized. The coding region runs from base 1 to 936 and encodes 311 amino acids. The record is from RefSeq and is a predicted model, not a curated record. The transcript has 2 exons. NCBI's taxonomy places the organism in Eukaryota, Fungi, Ascomycota, Dothideomycetes, Mycosphaerellales, Mycosphaerellaceae.